Candidula unifasciata is the source of this 2727-nucleotide messenger RNA. NCBI's taxonomy places the organism in Eukaryota, Metazoa, Mollusca, Gastropoda, Stylommatophora, Geomitridae. The record is from the annotation of a GenBank genome assembly.
AUGGAACAUUUAUGUACCCUUUACCGCUUGAGCUUCACUUACUGCCUUAUACACGGCUUUUCAUCGUUGACAUCCUCGUUCUCCCUGGAUGCCAUUGUCUUUCCGGGGCUAAACCGAGAUGUCUACUACAAGCGGGGAGAUCUUAACAUCGGCGCCAUAAUGAUGUUGACGUCAGGAACUGACGACAUGGGCUGCUCCAAGAAAUUGUACCCCAACUCCUGGGCCAUCGAGUAUCCAGAGGCUGUUGCCUUCGCCGUUGAAAAGGUCAACAAUGACACCGCACUGUUACCUAAUCUGACUCUCGGGUUUUAUAUUAUUGAUGACUGUACCGACCCAAGCAUUGCCUUAGCACAGGCAUUGACAUUUUUACCGCGAAAUGAGUCCUCCUGCUCAAUUGAUACCUGCCCUGGAAGGUCUCUAGAGAACAAUUCGUAUCCUUUAUCGUCUAGAUAUUCUACAGAACCUCUUCCAUACUAUGAGGUCAUGGGUAUUUUGUCUCCAAUUCUAAGCACUGCUGCAGUACCGGUAUCUUACAUGAUGGCGGCUGCUAAAGUACCAAUGAUUGGCUAUACCACUACCUCUGACGAAUUCAAUGACCGAACCUUGCAUCCAUACUUUCUCAGGGUAGUCACGCCUAAUAAAUAUCAAGCGAUUGCAAUGUUAGAAUUCAUAUGGUCUAACGGCUGGACGUAUAUAUCAGUAGUCUAUUCGCAAGGCACCUACGGAGAGAGAGCUUUUGAAACUAUCAAGGGCUCGGCUGCGAAGUACAAUAUUUGCAUCGCUGUUUCAUACAGAGUAGGAAAUGAAGAGAACAUGACUGCAGUAGCAAGAGGUUUGAAUGCAAAUUCACGUGCCAGAGCAGUGAUACUUUUUGCAGAUGAACAGCCGGCAAGAAACCUUUUUGCCGAAAUUGAAAUACUCGGUGCUAUCGGUCAGUUUAUUUGGAUCUGUUGCGAUUCAGUAGCCAAUGCUAGUAAAGAAAAGCUUCUGCCACACUUAAAGUCCGUUAUGGGAGCUUUCAUGUUUAUCUACAGCACCGCUUUAGUUCCGGAAUUCUACGAUUAUAUCCGUAGGCAAAAUGUGUCCACAUCUACAAACCCUUGGUUCAAACCAGCUUGGGAGAACACUGCUGGGUGCUCUUUCGCUGAUGGAAGCUGCAAACCAAACGAAGACCUCACAAAGUACGCCAGCUUCGAGUACUCUCCAGCUCCGUCAUUGGCAAUGGAUGCUGUUCUGACAUUUGCCCACGGAGCACAUAGUUUAAUUUCACAGACCUGCCCAACUGCAAAUAAAGACAACGUGCGUGAUUGCGUCAAGAGAGAUCUGCUGUUAGAAUCUCUUUUCAAUGUAUCCUUUAAGGGUUAUACUGGAACGAUACAAUUUGACAAAAACGAUGAUUUUCAAGGGGUGUACUUUAUAAAUCAAAUGUUGUACGAUGAGGUAGAAGUGUUACCUAGCAACGGCACUGGUAACAUGACCUUCAUGAAAGACUUGGUCCAAACAAGAGUGGCGUAUUACGACGCUUCAGACGGUUCACUUAUCUACACCAACGUCAACAUUUCCUGGGAUCACUUGCUAAACAUAACCAGGAUUGUUCCCCUCUCGCAGACAAAACAAGGACCUGAGGUUCCCGAGUCAGUCUGCAGUGGUCCUUGCCGCCCAGGAGAGUACAAACUCCAGAAGGAGCUAGUCUGCUGCUGGGACUGCCGAAAGUGUAGAGACAAUGAAAAGGUCACAUCUAAACCAGCUGGCUGCAAGGCAUGCGAGCAGUUCACUUGGCCGGAUCCUAAAACUGGCUAUACAUCAUGUCUUCCCAUCCCGCUGACCCACGUUCAGCCGUCAGACACGUUUCCUGUGAUACUGAUUUGCCUAGUUUUACUGGCAAUCAUAGGAACAUCUUUCGUCGUCGCCUGUUACAUCUACUUCCACGAAACUCGAAUUAUGAAGGCUGCAAGCCGAGAGUUGAGCUUUCUUCAGUUUGUUGGCAUUUUUGUGGGUUAUAUCACCGUAAUCUGUUUCCAAACCACACCAACGCCGAAUCUCUGCAGCGCUCUCUACUUUAUGUUCUGCCUGAGCUUCGCUUGGCUCUAUUCUCCGUUGCUGGUUAAAGCUGUCAGGAUCUAUCGUAUCUUUCAGAGUGGCUCCAAGAACAAUCAGACGCCUAGAUUCGUCAGCCCCACAUCACAGAUCGUAUUUGCUUCUCUCAUCAUUUUAUCACAGAUUAUCUUAUGCUUGAUAAUGUACAUAAUCAGCCAGCCAACGGCCAAGAAAACGCAAGCAGUGAUGACCGAGAAAUUCGUGGAACUCUCCUGUGACAUGACCCUUCCUGGUUUGGCUUCAUUUUUGGUAUACAACCUCCUCCUGGUUUCAGCUUGCGCUAUAUUCGCAUUCAAGACUCGGAAACUACCAGAUAAUUUCAACGAGUCCCGGUUUAUAUCAAUGUGUGUAUACACAACUUUGGUCAUUUGGCUAGCAUUUAUUCCGACUUAUUUCACGGCAACUCAGGAAUACGUCAAAGGAAUACUUCUUUCUGUAGCCUUGUUGCUUAAUCACACAGUGGCAGUGUCGUUUCUCUUUAUACCAAAGGUUUAUGCUUGUAUAUUUGUGGACCAGGAAACUUUGGUAACUAAACGGUUCAAUGAUGGUGGAACAUCGCUUGACGUUCCUGCGACCUGCAGUCGGGUUGGUCCUGCAAGUAAUAGUGAUGUACCCCGAACAGGCUUUUGA